Molecule: messenger RNA, 2898 nt
Organism: Pyrenophora tritici-repentis Pt-1C-BFP
Lineage: Eukaryota; Fungi; Ascomycota; Dothideomycetes; Pleosporales; Pleosporaceae
Source: RefSeq, a predicted model, not a curated record
AUGAGUUCCAGCUACAAAGGAGGUCUCGCUGUAGGCGGCUCGGCGCUCGACAAAUCGAAGCUCCAGCUGCGACGUCCCACCCCUGAUAGUGAUGUCUUGGCAUCCAGCGACGAUGACCGCGAGCACGUGGCACCGGUCGUUCGCCCAGCCCCUGGUAUGUAUCCUGCUGCCCGUCGCCCCUCUUCAGGCUGGCUCCAGGAUAUCCAACCCAAUCGGAAAUUCUCUUUGCCAUCAGUGUCGUUUGCUGGAUCACAGCCGACCACGCCAUCACUCGAGCUGCCCCAACAGUCUAGGCCUAGCACUUCCGCAUUUCCGUGGAACACUCCGUCGUUCACCACGAGUACAAAUAGCCGCCUAAAAGAGGUCGCUCCCUCUCCCACUUCUGCAUACGCUCCCGCAGACAAGUCUCUUCCAUCCCCAACCACUCUUGAAGCAGACGACGGUAUCGGUUUCUUGCUCAAUCAACAAGCCCCAAAUCCUUUCAGGAAAGCUGUUCGAUCCCAGUCUUAUAGCAUAGGACAAGGCGACAUUGAGCAUAGCCCAGUGAGUCGCUUCUCCCGCCAAACACCCAGUUCCAAUCUUCGACACCGUCCUUCCAAACCAAGCCUUCUUGGUGAGCCUGCAGUCGGCCUCUCUCAAUUGCGCGAAGACGAAGCAGACGAGAUCGAGUCGUCCAACGGUUCGGAACACGGAGUACGUCUGCCUGCCGGGUACUGGGAGCGCGAGCAAAAACAAGCUCUACUCAAGCAAGCCGCCAUGGAGAACGCGCGUGCUCGCAACCGUGCGACAUCGACCGGCUCUCCCGUGUCGCAGUUGCAGCAGCAGCAGCAGCGUCGCAAGACUACUGCCGGCCUGCGAGGCACUUCGUACAACAACACCCCAGAGUACGCUAUCGAGGAGCUCGAUGAUAGUGAGUCAUCCUUGACCCGCCACGCCCCCGGCCUCACUCGUCGCUUCAGUGAGCACGUCUCUAUCCUCAACCGCGACCACGAGGUUGAGAUCAUCGACAGCCCCCAGAAGCCUCAGUGGACCACUGGUAAUAUCUCUCCAGCUGAGGUGGACCUCAGCCGUCGCCAUUCAGUUGCCCAUUACCCUAGCUAUAACCUCCCGAUGCAGCAAUCCACCCUGAGCAACACUCAAGAGGAGGAUGAGGAGUACAUGUCUCCUCGUCAAACCACUCCUGCGGUCGACGACCCAGAGGAUUUCGAUCCCGCCGCCUACUUCACUGGCUACGGUCCUGCAUCUCGAGCAAUCAACUCAUCAGCCAUCUCCGCAGCCCACCCUGACCCCGUCGUGCCCAACACUGCAAUGUCGGCGGCCAACCCUUACGCUGUGCCCCACCUCAUCAACCGUCAAAAUCGACGCCUCUUCAUCGUCACCUUCAAGUGCUCUCGCGCAGACAUCUAUUACAUCUACGAGGGUACUGGUCUGGAAGUGCGCCGUGGUGAUCUUGUCAUCGUCGAAGGUGACCGUGGGGUUGAUCUCGGUCAAGUCACACACUCUGAUCUUACCAUGGAGGAUGCCAAGCGUUUUAAGAACGAGGCCAACGACGAGCACUUCCGAUGGCUUGUCAUGUUCUCGCAGUACUCCCUGGCCGGCACCCAGAACGACUCGGGUAUGCUUGGUGCCCUUGCGCGUGCCAACGGCUUCCCCAACCCCAUGAGCCGGACCGUCUCUGGCCAACAGGAUACGGAAGUCUUCAAGCCCAAGAUGAUCAAGCGUCUUGCCCAGGCACAUGAGAUCUCCGGUUUGCGCGAGAAGGAAGGUGGCGAGGCCAAAGCAAAGCGUCUCGGUGCUCAGAAGGCGGCUGAUCACAAGCUACCCAUGGAGAUCUUGGAUGCCGAGUAUCAGGCUGAUUACCAUAAGCUCACCUACUUCUACUACGCCGAGUCCUAUGUCAACUUCAACGAGCUCGUCACCGACCUCUUCAAACAGUACAAGCCGGCAUGUCGCAAAUUCCGCCACCUUCUGCCAUCGGGCCCUGGCGCGAUCCUGACUUCCAACACCAACGGCCCUCUAGCUGUCGGACCUGGCUUCGGCUCUAGCAACACUCGCGGCAACCAGCAGUAUCCUCAAGGACGCAACCACGGUGCUUAUGGAAACUAUGACGACGCAUUCCAUGCCUUCUCCCACCAGAUCCCAGCAUAUCCGAGCCAGCCUUCGUACGGUAUGCAACCCUGGGCCCACAGUCAGCAGAUGUCGCCCCAUGUUUACCGUGGCUACUACCCGAACGUUACCGCGAGCGGUAGUCCCAUGAACUAUGGCGGCGCCGCCUAUUACCCAUCGUCGACCUACUCUUCGUCCUAUGGUGGAGGAUAUGGUCCUACUACCUCUACGGCUAGUUAUGCUGCCCCGCGCAACUAUACUUCUGGUGCUGGCUCGUCCUUCUCUCCUUACACUACGGCUGCACAGUCAAGUUACACUCCUGGUGGUUAUCAAGGUGCGACCGGCUCCGGUGCCUAUGCUGGUGGCCAAACCGCUACCGCUCCUCAGCACCAGUCUGGCUUGGACCCGGCCUUAGUCAACGCUAUGCAGAACAUGUCAUUCAACCACUAGUAGGGGUUGAUAGACCUACUGCAUGCUGAGUUCUCUUUGAGGUUGGGGUUUAUCACUUACUGGUUAGCAUUCUACGGCCUUUGAUAGUAUGCGGCUUUUCUUUUUCAUGGAAGGCAUUAUGGUCUAACGGUCUCUCUUCAUUCUGCUUCAUUAUUUCGGUUUGGUGAUUUAGGGUAUCUUUCGGUGACAACGGCGGCCUUGCGAGGCAAGCUGUUUUCUUUUCCUUUGGCGUUGUGCUUCACUUUCUUUUACAAAAUUUCCUAAUCAUGAGUAUAUUCAUCAUUCCAUAGUAGGUGUUCUGCGAUAUGGGCCCUUCUGGCAGAAAUAAGAAAGCUUCGGCAC